AUGAUUUUCAACCACGCUGUCAUCGCGGCUACUGCCGUUUUCUUCGGCUACGCCACCGCCAACAACGGUGCUGUCGACAGGCUUCUUGCCCUUCGCGAGGAGCUAGCCGAGACCGCGACCGUGACCGUUACUGCCUCGGUGACCGUCACUUACCCGGGCACUGCCUGCGAGACCUCCACUGAGUCCGUCAUCGGCACCAGCGCGUCUGAGAGCAGCAGCACCCUGAGCACGAUCACUACGACCACUUUGACCACCAGCAGCUCGACUACCGGCACCUCGCCUAUCGUUACUGAGACCAGCUUCGACACGGCUCCGACCAGCACCUGGUCCGAGACCUCGUCGUCCAUUGCUGAUACUUCCUCGAUCCAGAGCUGGACGCAUACCUCUUCUGAGGAGGCUACCUCGCAGACCGAGACCAGCACUGCGGCCCCCCCUACCUCCAGUGUCAGCGGUGCCGGCAGCAACAAGGUCAACAUGGCCGGUGGCGUCCUUGCCGGCGGUGCCCUAGUGUUGGCUGUGGCCAUGGCUGCUUAA
Dichotomopilus funicola is the source of this 534-nucleotide messenger RNA. RefSeq lists its product as uncharacterized. NCBI's taxonomy places the organism in Eukaryota, Fungi, Ascomycota, Sordariomycetes, Sordariales, Chaetomiaceae. Bases 1 to 534 code for a protein of 177 amino acids. The record is from RefSeq and is a predicted model, not a curated record. The transcript has a single exon.